This is a messenger RNA of Candoia aspera, 1119 nucleotides long. RefSeq names its product NK6 homeobox 1 (gene NKX6-1). Gene Ontology annotation, molecular function: RNA polymerase II cis-regulatory region sequence-specific DNA binding; DNA-binding transcription factor activity, RNA polymerase II-specific. NCBI's taxonomy places the organism in Eukaryota, Metazoa, Chordata, Lepidosauria, Squamata, Candoiidae. Gene Ontology annotation, biological process: cell differentiation; regulation of transcription by RNA polymerase II. Bases 34 to 1119 code for a protein of 361 amino acids. Gene Ontology annotation, cellular component: nucleus. The record is from RefSeq and is a predicted model, not a curated record. The transcript has 3 exons.
CGCCAGCGCCCUGCCCGGCCGCCCGGCCUGGGGAUGCUGGCGGUGGGGCCGAUGGAUGGCAACCCCCGGCAGAGCGCCUUCCUGCUCAGCAGCCCGCCGCUGGCCGCCCUGCACACCAUGGCCGAGAUGAAGACGCCGCUCUAUUCCGCGGCCGCCGCCUACCCGCUGCCGCCCCCCGCCGCCGCCGCCCCCAGCGGACCUUCCUCCCUGUCCUCCUCCUCGGCGCCGUCGUCGUCGUCGUCUUCCUCCUCCUCUUCCUCUUCCUCGGCGUCCGCCUCGCCCUCCCCUCCGCUGGGCUCGCCGACGCCGACUGGCCUCAAGCCCCACGGCGCGGGGGCUCUGUCGGCGCUGGGCUCGCCCCCGCAGCAGCACUCGGCCGCCACGCCGCACGGCAUCAACGACAUCCUGAGCCGGCCGUCCAUGCCGCCCCUCGCCGCCGCCUCCUCCUCGUCCUCCGCCUCCCCGGCCGCCGGGCUCCUGGCGGGCCUGCCCCGCUUCAGCAGCCUCAGCCCGCCGCCGCCGCCGCCACCGGGCCUCUACUUCAGCCCCAGCGCCGCCGCCGCCGCCGUGGCCGCCGUGGGGAGGUACCCCAAGCCUCUGGCCGAGCUGCCCGGCAGGACGCCCAUCUUCUGGCCGGGGGUCAUGCAGAGCCCUCCCUGGAGGGACGCCCGCCUCGCCUGCUCGCCGCAUCAAGGCUCCAUUUUGCUGGAUAAAGACGGCAAAAGAAAACACACGAGGCCGACAUUUUCUGGCCAGCAGAUCUUUGCUUUGGAAAAGACUUUUGAACAAACCAAGUACUUAGCCGGGCCGGAGAGAGCGAGGCUCGCCUAUUCGCUGGGGAUGACCGAGAGUCAAGUCAAGGUCUGGUUUCAGAACCGGCGGACCAAGUGGCGGAAGAAGCACGCGGCCGAGAUGGCGACCGCCAAGAAGAAGCAGGACUCGGAGACGGAGCGGCUGAAGGGGGCCUCGGAGAACGAGGACGACGACGACGACUAUAACCGGCCCCUGGACCCCAACUCGGACGACGAGAAGAUCACGCAGCUGCUCAAGAAGCACAAGACGGGCGGACCCAGCGCCGGCCUGCUGCUCCACGCCUCCGAGAACGAGGGCUCCUCCUAG